Messenger RNA from Rhizophagus irregularis DAOM 181602=DAOM 197198, 417 nucleotides. Lineage: Eukaryota; Fungi; Glomeromycota; Glomeromycetes; Glomerales; Glomeraceae. The record is from RefSeq and is a predicted model, not a curated record.
CCAGUAAUUGUUCAAUGUUAUGGUCUAACUAGAGACGAAAAUAAAUAUUAUCUUGUUAUGGCUAAAAUGGAUACAGAUCUAAGGAAUUAUUUAAAACAAAAUAAAUCAUUGACUUGGAAAGAAAGAAUCUCAAUCGUCUCUAAUAUUAUAAAUUCACUUUAUAUAAUUCAUAAUGAGAAAGCUAUUCAUAGAGAUUUACAUUCUGGAAAUAUUUUAUAUUCAAAAAAAAUUGAUUAUUGGUAUAUCUCGGAUUUUGGAUUUUGUGGACCCGCCGAUAAACCAUUAAAAACCAUAUAUGGAAAUUUACCUUACGUUGCACCAGAAGUUCUCGUCGGAAGAAAAUAUACUUUUGCUUCGGAUAUUUAUAGUAUCGCAAUACUUAUGUGGGAAAUGUCAUCCGGAAGACCACCAUUUCAA